AUGACAGCUCACUUCCUCCUGCAGGGGAGUCUCCACAUCUGUCUCUAUGCUGCACCUGGAGGAUCGGGGGCAGAUGGAGGACGUCCACAAGGCCACCUGCAGAAAGAGAAGAAACUGAAGGUGCCAAUGAGAGUUAAAAUUUUCUUCCGGCCACAAAAGGAAAGAGAGUCAAAUCGAAAUGCUGGUGUUGUUGAUAAGGAACUUCUAGAUGCCAAGCUGUCUCCAAGGCCCAUAAGAGAUGUGCCAAUAGAGGAAUCAGCUCUGGGAGGAAAGGGUUCAAAGCCUCUGAGUCAGAGGAGGCGGCUUGUUUUGAAGCCGACGCAGCAAGGGGCUCUGCACGCAUUGUUCCAGUGGAACCCAUACCCGGGCAUCGCCACCAGAGAACGACUGGCCCAAGAGCUAGACAUUCCAGAAUCCAGAAUCCAGGUGUGGUUCCAGAACCAGCGCACGAGACAGCUAAGGCAGAGCCAACCGGGGUCUGCCAAAUCCCAAGGGGAAGGGUCACCACAUGGACAGGAACAGCCUCCAGCUUGGACUCAAGGUAACUCCCCAGCAUUUAAAACGGGUCCCUUCUUGAUCUUCUCCUUGACACAGGAACGGGUUUGCAUGUGCUUGCCAUGUGUUUGGCAAGAAGGCUUAACAGAGGAACCCAUAGCCACUGGUUCCAGCCGCCUUUCUGUUCCCAGAGAUGGACACUGUGCAUGCACCACCUGUUGGGCGGGUGCGUUGUUUCUGGGCAAGAAAGGCUUUGAAUCAUCUUGUCCUGAAACUGUAGGAAGGACAGAGUCCUCUUCUGGGGUCACCUCAGAACUUAGAUCCAAGCACUGGAUUGUGUGGCAGCAGGAACAUCCUACUGCAGGGCUAUCUGCUGCGCUCAACCCACAGCACCAACCCUCUGCAGAAACCUCAGGAUUUUUAGAGGAACUUUUCUCAGCUGCAGAGAUUGAAGAAGACACACACCCUAUUCUCAGUGGGCGUUUGACACAAAAAGAUGCUCUGGGACCCCUGGAAGCACCCCUCAGCGAGGAGGAGUUUCACGCCCUGCUGGCGAUGCUGCAUGACUCCACAUGGCCUCAUGCCUAG
This is a messenger RNA of Odobenus rosmarus divergens (Pacific walrus), 1083 nucleotides long. RefSeq lists its product as uncharacterized. The transcript is spliced from 5 exons. NCBI's taxonomy places the organism in Eukaryota, Metazoa, Chordata, Mammalia, Carnivora, Odobenidae. The record is from RefSeq and is a predicted model, not a curated record. Bases 1 to 1083 code for a protein of 360 amino acids.